Molecule: messenger RNA, 1297 nt
Organism: Caenorhabditis sp. 36 PRJEB53466
Lineage: Eukaryota; Metazoa; Nematoda; Chromadorea; Rhabditida; Rhabditidae
Source: the annotation of a GenBank genome assembly
AUGCGUCGUGAGAAUCACAGACACGCCGAGUCCACGGUGCCCGUUCGACAAUGACAGACCGCUGCCUCCGCAAGCCGACGCAAUACCGGCCAAUUGGUCCCUGAUGACCAUGAUCGAUGAGUAGUGGUUGUUCAACUCCUUUUUUUAGUUUCUUUUUCCUUUUUUCUAAUAGUAAUUCAUGUCAAAUGUUACUUUUUCUUCACCUCCAUCACUCCCUAUGUCAUAAGUUUCCUGGGUACAACUACCCUAUCAUUUGUUUCAUUACUAGACUGACAUUGCUCAUUCUUGAACUUGCGCUUCCAAGCUUUCAAUUAGUUGUUCCUGUUAAAACUAUCGUUCUGGUCCCUCUUGUCUAUUAUUUUGACCCUAUAAGUUUUGUUGCUAUUUUUCCUUUUCUUUCACAAUUCCUUGCAUUUUCCAAUUGAGCGUUACAGUGUUCCCCACAAAGUCCGUUGUUCCGAUAGUCCCACAACGCUCCAAAGUUCCCAGUUGAUUAGUUUAUAAUAAAAGUUGAUAAAAUGAAAACGUCUUACCUUCGAAAUCACCAAUAUCUCUGCUCUUCUGCGUGCUUCGUACGUGUUCCUAAGCACCCGCAAAAGUCACAAAAAGCGCGAGCGCACUCGUUCGCCGCGAUGCUUUACAUAUUGAUCGAUGAUAGAGCGUCGGAGCGACGUCGACGUGGCUUAGACCGACUCGCGCUCGCUGCUUUCCGUUCCCUGUCUCACUCUGUUCUUGUCGCUCGCGCGUUGCAUCGCCAGCUGGUUUCUUCAUGCAUUUCUGGUCAGUCCCGGGUAGCAACGCCAACCAAACAGAUUUUCAGAAAAUGGCGCGUGGCAACCGAACUCCUCAUCCAAACUGCUCGAAAUGCAAACAUUUGAAGGCGAUGAACAAGGAGCGCAAGGAAAUUAUCGAGAUCAUCGAGCAGGCGAACAUGAAUUUGCUCCGCGAGAACAAUCAUUUAGAGUGGAAGAACACGCUGAAUGAGCUGAUUGGCGAUAUGUUGGAGGCCAGGGAUGAGACCAUCAAAAAGCUUUCCGAGGAAUUGAAACAGGCGAAUGGGUCGCUGAAAAGAGUGUCGGAAGAGUUGAAAGACGUGCGUGGAACGUGCGCGUAUCUCCGUCAAGACCUGCAAAUGGAGCGCGACGACUACAAUACGCUGUUCAAGGAUAACAUACGGUUCUGGAACAGCAUGCAGCACUUGGAGAGGGACUCCAAGAACCACAAGCGGAACUACCAACUGCUCCAGGACAGAUUCGCCGCACUCGUUCAGGAGCACUUCAAGAGCACCACCAAAUGA